Molecule: messenger RNA, 1482 nt
Organism: Drepanopeziza brunnea f. sp. 'multigermtubi' MB_m1
Lineage: Eukaryota; Fungi; Ascomycota; Leotiomycetes; Helotiales; Drepanopezizaceae
Source: RefSeq, a predicted model, not a curated record
AUGUGGUGGCAGGCAUUGUUCAGGGCCAUGGAUCGUAGAGCUAUUAAGACUGGCGCAUUCGAGAUCGCUCUACCAUUCGAUAUUGCAGCUUGGGGAAAUUAUGCAAAGAGCCCUUUGAUCAAGGGUUUGGAAGAAGAAAAAAGUGAAAUCAUGAAUCUGGGGAGCACAGCGAACGACUCGACGAAGGGCCGGGAUUCCCUAAGAGCUUUACGCUCAUGUAUAGGCAGGCCUGCCAACAUGUAUUUAAUUGUUGAUAUGGCCAGCUAUGGAAGUCUGGCCCCUGCAACCGAACUUCCAACGCAUCUUUCCAAAAUGUCACCGGCCUUGCCGGCGUCCGGGGAAGCCACAGAUCGCGAGGAGAAGAAGCUCGGAGAUGUAAAGCUCGAAGCCAAUACAGAAACAUCUCCUCCGGCAUACACUUCGAUGUCUCAAAAUUCCUCUGUUGCGGCAUCGCUUCGAGAAAAGCAAGAUGCCACCCCUCUGAAAACACCACUCGUUGAUCCCGUCAAGUCCGCCGUACCCGCGAAAGCUGUAGAGCUUACUCCGGAACAACAAGAGAAAUACAAUGCCCUACUGGAGACUGCAAAGUCAUGGAAGGAGAUCCCAUCAACAAAAGGGAAGGGUGGCCCGGUCACUGAGGAUGAAAUGAUGUGGUUGACUCGGGAAUGCCUUCUACGAUAUCUGCGGGCUACAAAAUGGUCAACGGCGGAAGCUGCAAAGCGAUUAUUGGGUACGCUGACCUGGAGGAGGGAAUACGGAGUUGGAGAUCUCACUAGUGACUACAUCUCCCCGGAGAAUGAGACCGGAAAGCAGAUUGUGGUUGGCUAUGACAACGAAGCUCGGCCUUGCUUGUACUUGAAUCCUGGAAGACAGAAUACCGAGGCAGGUCCGAGACAGGUUCAGCACUUGGUAUUUAUGCUAGAACGAGUGAUAAGUCUUACGGGUCCGGGGCAAGAGACUUUGGCGCUGUUGAUCAAUUUCAAGUCUAGUAAGAGCAGGUCGAACACCGCUCCGGGGGUUAGUCAGGGUAAAGAGGUUCUGAAUAUCCUCCAGACUCAUUACCCAGAAAGGCUCGGGAGGGCUCUGAUCAUAAACAUUCCAUGGGUUGUCACGACCUUCUUCAAGCUCAUUACACCAUUUAUUGAUCCCCUUACACGCCAAAAGCUCAAGUUCAAUGAUGAUAUGAGACUGCAUGUUCCCCCGCAGCAGCUGUGGAAUGAGUUCCAUGGAGACCUGGAAUUUGACUACGAUCACCAGGUUUACUGGCCAAAUUUCGUGAACUUUUGCGAGGAGAAGCAUAGAGAGCAAAAAGCUCGCUGGGUGUUAGGAGGAAAGCACAUCGGAGAGAGCGAGAACUACAUCAAGGGCGGCACCAGUCCAAGCAUUGGAUCGGAAGCUGUUCCAAUAGUGGAUGAGGCUGUGCCGGCUGCUGUCCCAACGGCCACUGCAGAUGCCGCAGAGAAGGAGACGGUCCCAGCUUAG